This is a messenger RNA of Rotaria sp. Silwood1, 939 nucleotides long. The record is from the annotation of a GenBank genome assembly. NCBI's taxonomy places the organism in Eukaryota, Metazoa, Rotifera, Eurotatoria, Philodinida, Philodinidae.
AUGUAUGCGUUGAAUCAUAAUCAACAAUUGAAACAACAUGAACGAUUCAUGGAUACUGAUGAUGAACCUUUAAUCAUGAUGACACCUAUAAAAGGUUAUGGUACAAUGCCACUUGUUUCACUUGAAGAAGCUGUAAAACCUCUUAUUCCAUUCGUUUCUGAAAUAGAACAAAUGGUUUAUGUGGUAAAAGAACGGUGCCAGAAACCACCAGCAGAUCAACUUUCUGUAGAUGAAUCAGCUGCUAUUAUGCUUUACACACUUGAAUGGAAACCAAAAGAAGAAAGUGUUUAUUAUAUAUUGAACAAGACUCUUCGUAAUGAAAAUCGUCAAUCACUAAAACCUUGGUUUUUAUACUUGAAAUUAUUCGUGGCAGCGCUUUCUCGACUUCCAUCAACUCAACGAACUAUUUAUCGUGGAAUUAAAAUUGAUAUGAGAUAUAACGAUAAAUACAGAAAAGGAGCAUCACUUAUCUGGUGGGGUUUUAGUUCAUGUACAUCAUCAAUGGAUGUUUUAGAAAAUGAAGCAUUUCUUGGUUCAUCUGGAUCCAGAAUCCUUUUUGCUAUUGAAUGUCAAAGUGGAAAAGAUAUUCGAGAACAUUCGUAUGUUAGAAACGAAAAUGAAAUACUUCUCCCAGCUGCACGAGAAUUGAAAGUGAAAGCUAUUCUUCAACAACCUGGUGGCCUCUCUCUUAUUCAACUUAAAGAAAUUCAACCAAAGUAUCCUCUAUUGGAAUCAUUUUCUACUAUUAACCAAGUUGUUCAAUCAUCUCCACUUAAUCCCAGCCCAGAUCAGUUUAAAACACAGAAACAACCAAAGUCAUCCAAUCCAAUGAUUAUACAGCCAGCUCAACUACAACAAGGUAAGAUUCAGACUUUAUCACAUGUCUUUCGCUUAACGCUUAAAAACCUAAACGAAAUAAGUCCUAUUGAAAUGCCUUAG